Messenger RNA from Corylus avellana, 2821 nucleotides. RefSeq names its product Potassium transporter family protein (gene TRH1). The record is from RefSeq and is a predicted model, not a curated record. Gene Ontology annotation, cellular component: membrane. Gene Ontology annotation, biological process: potassium ion transmembrane transport. Gene Ontology annotation, molecular function: potassium ion transmembrane transporter activity. NCBI's taxonomy places the organism in Eukaryota, Viridiplantae, Streptophyta, Magnoliopsida, Fagales, Betulaceae.
GCAAAUAAAAACAAACGAAGUCCUUUUUAACCCGGGAGAUUCCGAUCUGUUCGUUGCAGAAAUUUUCUACGCAGAUAUUUAUAUAUCAUAUGACACCCAAAACGCCUUCGUUUCGAGCUAUUCGCUUUCAGCUUUUCAGAGACGGAGAAAGGACUUGAGGAAGACUGGAAGAGCAAAGCAGCCAUGGUUGAUGGUAGAGGUCGACAUAUACAAGCUCUCGUUCUGGUAUAUCGUAGUUUUGGUCUAGUGUUUGGUGACUUGACCAUUUCCCCACUUUAUGUUUAUAAGAGUACAUUUUCUGGGGGUUUGAGCCAUUAUCAAACAGAGGAUGCAGUAUUCGGGGUGUUUUCCUUGAUUUUUUGGACUUUCACUCUUCUUUCGUUGUUGAAGUAUGUGAUUAUCAUGUUAAGUGCAAAUGAUAAUGGUGAAGGAGGAAUUAUGGCGCUAUACUCGCUCCUUUGCCGAAACACAAAAUGCUCUUUGCUACCUAAUUAUCAAGCAGCCGAUGAGGAGCUUUUUGCGUAUCAUAACCUGGGUUACUCAAAUAGGAAUAUACCUUCCUCUCCAAUCAAAAGAUUUAUUGACAAGCAUAAAAAAGCAAAAACGAGCUUACUGCUUGUUGCUUUAUUUGGUGCUUGCAUGGUAAUUAGCAUUGGUGUCCUUACACCUGCAAUUUCUGUUCUUUCAUCUGUUGAAGGGCUGAAAGUUCGAGUGACAGAUAUGAAUAAUAGUGUGGUGAUUGUUAUUGCCUGUGUCUUAUUGGUUGGCCUUUCUGUCUUGCAACACCGGGGUGGCCACAAGGUGGCAUUUAUGUUUUCUCCCAUUAUAAUUCUGUGGUUACUAUUGAUCACUGUUAUUGGCAUAUACAAUGUGAUUAAGUGGAAUCCAAGGAUAUACCAGGCUCUUUCUCCAUAUUAUAUCUACAAAUUCUUUAAGGACACAGGAAAAGAUGGUUGGAUUUCUCUUGGAGGAAUAAUACUAUGCAUUACUGGAACGGAAGCUAUGUUUGCAGACCUUGGCUACUUCACUGCAGGAUCAAUAAGGGGUGCAUUUUCUAGUGUUAUUUACCCAUGUCUAAUACUUCAAUACAUGGGCCAGGCUGCUUUUCUUACAAAGAAUCUUUCUUCUGUCUCUACGAGCUUUUAUGCUUCCAUUCCAGAUCCUUUGUUUUGGCCAACAUUUGUGGUAGCAGUUUUUGCUGCAAUAGUUGCCAGUCAGGCUGUUAUAUCCGGAACAAUCUCAAUUGUCAAACAAUGCCACGCAUUAGGAUGUUUCCCUCGUGUAAAGGUUGUUCAGACAAGGAGAUGGAUACGUGGUCAGAUAUACAUCCCUGAGAUAAACUGGAUCCUUAUGAUUCUCAAUCUGGCUGUCACAGUUGGUUUCCGAGAUGCGAAUGGCAUUGGAAAUGCUUACGGUAUUGCUUAUCUGACUGCGACAUUCGUGACAACCUGGUUGAUGUCACUGAUCAUCAACCUUGUAUGGCAUAAGACUCUCGUGUUGUCCCUUUUAUUUAUCCUAUUCUUUGGAUCUAUUGAGAUUAUCUUCCUUUCGUCUUCUUGUAUGAGAAUCCCCAAAGGUGGAUGGGUUCCUUUUGUGAUUGCUGCACUCUUCUUGCUCAUUAUGUACGUGUGGCAUUAUGGGUGCAGGAAGAAGUAUUUAUAUGAUGCACAUAACAAGGUUUCCAUGAAAUGGAUACUAACACAGGGUCCCAGUCUUGGGAUCAUUAAGGUUCCUGGGAUUGGCAUUAUAUAUACUGAAUUGGCAACUGGAAUCCCAUCCAUGUUCAGUCAUUUCUUAACCAACUUACCAGCCUUUUAUCAAGUGGUUGUCUUCGUCUGUGUUAAAACUGUUCCUGUUCCCUAUGUACCCCAUAAAGAACGGUAUCUCAUCGGCCGGAUUGGUCCCAAAUCUUACCGGAUCUACCGCUGCAUUGUCCGAAAUGGCUACAAAGAUGUUAAUAACAGCGAAGAUGAUUUCGAAAAUGAUCUGGUGAUGAGCAUAGCAGAAUUCAUCCAACUGGAAGCUGAAGGUCCCCGAACUCUUGAUGGCUCUGUGGAUGGCCGGAUGGCAGUUGUGAGGACAUCUGAAAAGUUUGGAACUAGAUUGCGAAGGUCAGAAUCUGCAUUCUUUGGAGAAAGCAGCAGCAGCAGCUCAAGUCCUGUGGCCUCUACGACUGUAAGUAGCAGCAAGUCAGCUUUACUGCAGAAUUUGAAGUCUAUGAAUAGACAGGAAUCAACCAAUCUAAACCGAAAGCCGACGGUUCGUUUUGAGUUACUGAAUACAAAAUACAAGGAUAUACAUGUCAAGAAAGAGCUCUUGGAGCUUGUGGAAGCUAAGCAUGCUGAGGUAGCAUACGUUGUCGGUCACUCGCAUAUCAAAGCAAAAUGGAAUUCAUCAUUCUUGAAAAAGUUUGCAGUCAAUAUGAUGUACUCUUUCUUGCGUAAAAACUGCCGCGCCCCUUCCGUUGGCUUGAACAUCCCUCACAUUUGUUUGAUUGAGGUUGGUAUGACCUACCAAGUGUAGCAGAAUCUACAGUUUUUAUAUGCCUCGAGUGUUUUUUGGUAGCCUAAGUUGCUUGGAGUUCUGUUUGUUUUUUUUUUUCCCCGACACCAUGGGCAGUUGCUGUAUGUUAUAAUUGUGGUGUUUGACAGACUUGUCUCUCUGCAAUCUUCACAUGGCAAAUUGGUAGAGGGUGUAAGGCUGCAGUUGAAUGCCAGAUUUUGUUAAAUUGAUAUUCUUUUCUUUUCUUUUUUUCAUUUGUAGUAUUAAAUGUAGAACUACCGGUAAUUGGGUUUGUCACAUAUGCUCAAAUCUUAGAUCA